This is a messenger RNA of Salvelinus fontinalis (brook trout), 2728 nucleotides long. RefSeq names its product tripartite motif-containing protein 16-like. The coding region runs from base 128 to 1783 and encodes 551 amino acids. The record is from RefSeq and is a predicted model, not a curated record. Lineage: Eukaryota; Metazoa; Chordata; Actinopteri; Salmoniformes; Salmonidae. Gene Ontology annotation, molecular function: zinc ion binding; protein binding. The transcript is spliced from 6 exons.
CUUCCUCUAACCCCAGCCCUCUGGCAGAACCAGGAAGUCCCUCCCCUUCACAAACUCUCUUCUGAGGAAACGAAACUGAUCUGAGUCUCUCUGUCGUCUGUCUGUGUGAGAGUGAACAACCGUCCAAAUGGCUCAGCAGGGAGUUCUGCUGGACCAGGACCAGUUCUGUUGUUCUGUCUGUCUGGAUCUACUGAAGGAGCCGGUGGCUAUUCCCUGUGGACACAGUUACUGUAGGAUCUGUAUUGAGGGCUGCUGGGAUCAGGAUGUUCUGAAAGGGGUCUAUAGCUGUCCUCAGUGCAGAGAGACCUUCACUCCAAGGCCUAAUCUGAGGAAAAAUAACAUGUUGGCUGAUAUGGUGGAGAAACUGAGGAAGACAGGACUCCAGGCUGCUCCCCCUCCUGCUCUGUGCUAUGCUGGACCUGGAGAUGUGGCGUGUGAUUUCUGCACUGGGACCAGAAAGCAGAAAGCCCUCAUGUCCUGUCUGGUGUGUCUAGCCUCUUACUGUGAGACUCACCUCCAACCUCACUAUGAAUUUCCUGCUUUGAAGAAGCACAAGCUGGUCAAAGCCACCGCACAACUACAGGAGAAGAUCUGCUCUCAUCAUGACAAACUGCUGGAGGUUUACUGUCGUACCGAUCAGCAGUGUAUCUGUCUGAUGUGUACAAUGGAUGAACAUAAAGGCCAUGAUACAGUGUCAGCUGCAGCAGCGAGGACUGAGAAACAGAGACUGCUGGGGAUGAGUCAGCAGAAGGUCCAGCAGAGAUUCCAGGAGAGAGAGAAGGAGCUGAAGAAUCUCCAAAAAGCUGUGAAGUCUCUCAAGUGCUCUGCACAGGCAGCAGUGGAGGACAGUGAUCAGAUCUUUACUGAGCUGAUCCGCUCCAUUGAGAGAAGGAGCUCUGAGGUGAAGGAGCUGAUCAGAGCCCAAGAGAAGGCUCAAGUGAGUCAAGCUGAAGGACUCCUGGAGCAACUGAAGCAGGAGAUAGCUGAGCUGAGGAAGAGAAGCAUUGAGCUGGAGCAGCUCUCACACACAGAGGAUCACAUCCAUUUCCUCCAGAGUUAUCAGUCUCUCUCCAGUAUCAGUGUAUCUUCAGACUUACCCAGCAUCGUUGUCCGUCCUCUUCAGUACUUUGGAGAUGUGAGUAAGACUGUGUCUGAACUGAGAGAGAAACUAGAAGACUUCCUUAAAGGAGAAUGGACCAAGAUCUCCACUACAGUGAAUAUAGUGGAUGUUGUACUGCCUCCAGAGCCCAAGACCAGAGAACAGUUGUUACAAUAUUCCUGUCAGCUCACACUGGACCCAAACACAGCACACACACACCUCUCUCUGUCUGAAGGGAACAGAAAGGUGAAACGUACACGCCAAGUCCAACCAUAUCCUGACCAUCCAGACAGAUUCACCAACUACUGUCAGGUGCUGUGUAGAGAGGGUCUGUCUGGACGCUGUUACUGGGAGGUGGAGUGGACUGGUUAUGUUAAUACAGCAGUCUCAUAUAAAGACAUCAGCAGAACAGAGAGAGAUGGUGGAUUUGGAUUCAAUAACAAGUCCUGGAGUUUAAAGUGCUGUAGUGAUGGUUAUUGUUUCAGACACAAUAAUGUUGAGACUAAAGUAUCAGGCCCUCAGUCCUCCAGAGUAGGAGUGUACCUGGAUCACAAGGCAGGUACUCUGUCCUUCUACAGUGUCUCUGACACAAUGACCCUCCUCCACAGAGUCCAGACCACAUUCACUCAGCCCCUCUAUCCUGGGAUUAGGCUCAAUGGUACUGCUGAGCUGGUUAAACUGUAGUAGGGUCCACAUAGAUACUAGUCAUGCUGGUGUAGUCUAUAGCUGAUCUGGUUAAACUGUAGUAGGGUCCACAAAGAUACUAGUCAUGCUGGUGUAGUCUAUAACUGAGCUGGUUAAACUGUAGUAGGGUCCACAUAGAUACUAGUCAUGCUGGUGUAGUCUAUAGCUGAGCUGGUUAAACUGUAGUAGGGUCCACAUAGAUACUAGUCAUGCUGGUGUAGUCUAUAGCUGAGCUGGUUAAACUGUAGUAGGGUCCACAUAGAUACUAGUCAUGCUGGUGUAGUCUAUAGCUGAGCUGGUUAAACUGUAGUAGAGUCCACAUAGAUACUAGUCAUGCUGGUGUAGUCUAUAGCUGAGCUGGUUAAACUGUAGUAGGGUCCACAUAGAUACUAGUCAUGCUGGUGUAGUCUAUAGCUGAGCUGGUUAAACUGUAGUAGGGUCCACAUAGAUACUAGUCAUGCUGGUGUAGUCUAUAGCUGAGCUGGUUAAACUGUAGUAGGGUCCACAUAGAUACUAGUCAUGCUGGUGUAGUCUAUAGCUGAGCUGGUUAAACUGUAGUAGGGUCCACAUAGAUACUAGUCAUGCUGGUGUAGUCUAUAGCUGAGCUGGUUAAACUGUAGUAGGGUCCACAUAGAUACUAGUCAUGCUGGUGUAGUCUAUAGCUGAGCUGGUUAAACUGUAGUAGGGUCCACAUAGAUACUAGUCAUGCUGGUGUAGUCUAUAGCUGAGCUGGUUAAACUGUAGUAGGGUCCACAUAGAUACUAGUCAUGCUGGUGUAGUCUAUAGCUGAGCUGGUUAAACUGUAGUAGGGUCCACAUAGAUACUAGUCAUGCUGGUGGUGAUGGUCCCCAGACGUGAUGAUUCAUUCUGCUCUGUUUUAUCUACAAUGAUUUAACUGAUUUGAUCUUCAGAAGAUGUUAUGAAUUAAAAUUCAAUGUUUUCAUA